Messenger RNA from Brugia pahangi, 585 nucleotides. Lineage: Eukaryota; Metazoa; Nematoda; Chromadorea; Rhabditida; Onchocercidae. The record is from the annotation of a GenBank genome assembly.
AUGAAUAGUCAGACGGAAACGUCAAAAAGUAAACAUCAACUGGAAUGUCUAAAGAAGGAAGUUGGAUCGAAACUGCGAAUUUUUCCGGAUUUUCCUAAGCCGGGGAUCAAAUUUGUAGAUGUGAUGGUAUUAAUGCGCUAUCCGCUACUGCUCGAAGAACUUUGUGCAGCAGUAGCUCAACAUGCCCGUGUUGAAAUGCCUGUCACAAUAGAUGCAGUUGCUGGUUUGGAAGCUCGUGGUUUCUUAUUUGGUCCCCAAAUCGCGAUGAUGUUGAAGGUGCCAUUUGUUCCAAUUAGAAAGAAAGGUAAACUACCAGGAAGAACACACAAAGAAGUCUAUCAGAAAGAAUAUGGCGAAGAUGUAAUCGAGGUACAAGAAGAUGCAAUCAAGCAGGGUUCAAAGAUAUUGUUGGUGGAUGAUCUUUUAGCAACGGGUGGUAGUUUAAAAGCAGCCGUAUCACUGGUUGAAAAGGCUGGUGGUGACGUGGCUGGAGCGUUCACAUUAAUCGAACUUGCUUACCUAGAACCACGAAGACAUUUACCGGAGCAUAUCCAUAUUCAUUCUUUUAUUACUUUGACUGAAUAG